Messenger RNA from Gossypium raimondii (Peruvian cotton), 1555 nucleotides. Its product is annotated as F-box protein FBW2. Gene Ontology annotation, molecular function: protein binding. The transcript has 3 exons. Lineage: Eukaryota; Viridiplantae; Streptophyta; Magnoliopsida; Malvales; Malvaceae. The record is from RefSeq and is a predicted model, not a curated record. The coding region runs from base 412 to 1374 and encodes 320 amino acids.
AACAGCAACCCAUUUUCCUCUUCCUUCUUCUGUAAACCAAAGACUAUAUUUUUAUUUAUAUAUAUCCCCACCUCUCCUGAGUUUUUUAACAUCGUAUUUUUAUAUUUCAUUUACCCUUUCUGCAACUCUCUUGUUUUUUUUUUUCUUAAUAUACUUUCGGUUUUUUUCUUGUUCUUCUUUAUUGGGUUGCAUUUGAUGCCUUUGUUAGGUUGAGUAUAUAGACGUUUUUGUUGCUUUAUUUACUCCCCCCCCCCCUUUUUAUGAGUUACUUUUCGUUUUUUAACCCGGUCUUUGAGGCUGAUAAACUGGGGGAUUCUUUUGCAUAAUCCAAAUUGCAAGAAAAGUUUAUUGAGUCAUUAAAGUUGCUUAUUGUGUUUCCCCUUUGCCCACCAUUUCCUUAAUGAAGAUCAGAUGGAAGAGCAAAUUGAGUUUCGUCACUGGGAUGAACUAAUUCCUGAUGCACUUGGGUUGAUCUUCAGCAACCUGUCCCUACAAGAGGUACUAACAGUCAUUCCCAGCGUCUGCAAAUCCUGGAGGAAGGCUGUCACAGGGCCCUAUUGUUGGCAAGAGGUAGACAUUGAAGAGUGGAGCAGUCGAUGUCAGCCCCACCAUCUUGAUCGGAUGCUUCGAAUGCUCAUCACCCGAAGCUCCGGAUCUCUCCGCAAGUUAUGUGUUUCGGGCCUCCACAAUGAUUCCAUUUUCUCCUUCAUCACUGAGAAUGCUGGUUCCCUUCAGACUUUGCGAGUGCGGAGAAGCGAAAUGAGUGAUUCGGUGGUUGAACGAACUGCGGGGAGGCUUUCCACGAUUACCUUUUUGGAUUUGAGUUACUGUGGGAAAAUCGGUGCCCAAGCUUUAGAGGCCAUUGGGAAGCAUUGCAAACUGCUUGUCACCCUGUGCCGCAACAUGCACCCGCUGGAUGCGGCUGGUAAGCUCUUGCAGGAUGACGAGGCAAAUGCCAUAGCUACUACGAUGCCUAGGUUGAAGCGCCUCGAGAUGGCUUAUCAUCUUAUCAGCACAGGGAGUGUUAUGAACAUCCUUGCCAGCUGUCCCCAGCUUGAACUUUUGGAUUUAAGAGGCUGCUGGGAUGUCAAACUCGAUAGUCAGUUGAUGAAGGAAAAGUUCCCGAAAUUAAAGGUCUUAGGGCCCUUUGUCAUGGAUUACUAUGAGAUGGAUGAUUGGGAUGAUGAUUGCUCGGACUACUCUGACAAUUCCGAGUAUUUGGCCUGGGAGUUUGAAAUGGGCGACUAUGAUGAUUACGACAUCUAUGACGGAAUGUGGCAUGACGAUGAGGGGAGAUUCGAGGAACUUGAGCUGAGAUUCUACGAAGGAAAUGGCGAAGAAGCAGGAAUUCUGGGUUGGCCUCAAUCUCCAUAGGCUCUUUCUCUUGCUUAAUAUGAUAUCAUGUGUUCCUAUUAAAAAUACAUGUUAUGUUUCAGUCUGAACUUAAAAAAGUGGUGUGGGUUUAUUUUUGUAACUUUCUUAAUUUUCCUGAUUACCUAAACAAAAAAAGGAAUUCACUUUGUACAUAAAAUCAAGCCCAGGAGAGUUGAUACAA